GUGUGUGUGCUUAAAUUUUUGUUGUAUUUUUUUUAAGUGAUUUGUAUUGUCGCAAUUUUUUUGACACAAUAUUGAGCAAUAGUGCAAUUGCAGUGUAAAUGCAAAGUGUAAAUGCAGUGGCAAAAUUCCAAUUGAAAAAAGUUUUAGUGAGAGCUAGAAGAGCGAAAGAAAGAGAGAAGUAAAUAAAUCACAGUUACGCGCGCAUAUGUUUUGGUUGUGUUUUUCUUAACGCUACGCACGCGUGUCGAAAGUUUUUCUCAGUUUACUCUUUUUGUUAUUGUCUACGUGUUGAAUGUGUUUGUUGUUGUUGUAUAAUGCACAGUAGACAUACUAUAUGCUAGUUGUUAUUAAUAAUUAUAGUUGUGAACAAUGUUCUCCGCAGCCAACGGGAAAAUCAAGCUGCCGCCAGCUGAUGACGCCGACGUAGGUGCGAGCUCAACGCUGCGCUGCCUGCUCAACGGGCCCUUUCGGGAUUUACAUUUUAAUGUCUCCGAUCAUCGCAUUAUACCCGUACACGAUGUUGUCUUCCUCGAUGAUAUUGAGCAGAGUGUCAAGCCGCUCAUUUACAGGCCUGUGCUCUCUGAGAGCGUGACGCCAACGCCGACGCCGCCGCCAGCAGAUACCGUCGAGGAUUUUGAGGGCGACAGGCUCUGUUGA
Molecule: messenger RNA, 657 nt
Organism: Drosophila busckii
Lineage: Eukaryota; Metazoa; Arthropoda; Insecta; Diptera; Drosophilidae
Exons: 3
Coding region: 370-657 (95 amino acids)
Source: RefSeq, a predicted model, not a curated record